AUGAAUGCUGAAUUGCUGAAAGCUGUGCUGUUAAAUGAUCUGAGGUUAUUACAAGGGUGUAUAGAGAGAGGUAUUGAUGUUAAUGAAGUGGAUGAGAAUGGAACGUCUCCGUUACAUUUAGCAAGCUUUUAUGGAUAUCAUCCAAUUGUGAAUGCGCUUAUUGAUACACGUGCAAGAGUUGAUGCACGUGAUCGAGAAUGGUUCACACCGCUUCAGAGGUUUGCUUAA
Messenger RNA from Acanthocheilonema viteae, 228 nucleotides. NCBI's taxonomy places the organism in Eukaryota, Metazoa, Nematoda, Chromadorea, Rhabditida, Onchocercidae. The record is from the annotation of a GenBank genome assembly.